UUCGAUAAGUGAGUGUUCAAACCUCUGCAGCAAGAUGUUUGUUCUGGUAGCGAUUGUUGUGGUGUAUUUUUCUUACUUCUUACUAAAUUACCAUCGAAAGCGGCAAGAAGUGCUCAAAGUGUUGCCGUUCUUCAAUGGACCACAGCCGGAUUAUUUUCUUGGUUGCACAUCUAUGUUCAAGGACAAAUCUAUGCCGGAAAUAUUUGACAUCAUUAACGACUGCCAUCGCAUCUACGGCAAGGAUGUAUGCUUCAUCGGAGCAUUCAAUGAUAUGGAGCUACAGAUCUCCUCGGCUCGCAAUAUAGAGAAACUACUGCUGGCAAAAAAUACGAAAAAAUCCUACCAAUAUGACUUCCUCGAACCUUGGCUCGGUACCGGUUUACUGCUAUCGUUCGGCGAGAAAUGGUUCCAGCGGCGAAAGAUCAUUACACCUUCGUUCCAUUUUAAGAUUCUCGACCAAUUUAUGGACGUGUUCAAUAAGGAGGCUGACACACUUGUCACCAAGCUCGAACGGCACGUGAAUCAGAAAGAAUUCAAUAUCUACGAUUACAUCACGCUCUACGCGCUGGAUAGCAUUUGUGCGACCUCGAUGGGAGUUCACAUUAACGCACAAGAAGAUCCCAACAACGAGUACGCGCAGGGUGUAAAGAAGAUAUCCGAGUACGUUUUUCGACGCAUCUUUAGCGUACUGCGCCAGUUCCCGGCUCUGUUUGUGCUGUACUCGUAUGCGAAGGAUCAGGGUAGAGUUAUUAAGCGACUGCAUGACUUCACUAAUUCUGUAAUUGAUAAGCGAAGGAAACAAUUGACUAAGCAGAGCAAAGUUCACCAGGAGGAUGAUUUCUCCAAGCAUCGCGAUACGUUUCUCGAUCAACUAUUGAAGGUAAAGAUCGAUGGACGACCGCUCAGUACGGCUGAUAUUCGCGAGGAAGUGGAUACGUUCAUGUUCGAAGGACACGAUACCACAACAUCUGGGAUUUCGUUCACAAUUCUUCUGCUAGCCAAACAUCAGGACAUUCAACAGAAGCUGUUCGAAGAGAUCGAAACAGCGUUGGGAGAUUCGGCAGCAACCGUGUUUCUGACCAACUCUCUUCUCCAAGAGCUAAAGUAUCUUGAUAUGGUGAUAAAGGAGUCAUUACGCUUGGUACCUCCGGUACCCUUCAUUGGACGCAAACUUCUCGAAGAUAUGGAACUGAAUGGCACCAUCAUUCCCGCUGGGACAACCUUAUCACUCAACAUCUUCGCCCUUCACCGCAACCCGGAAGUAUUUCCCGAGCCAGAAAAGUUCAUCCCGGAGCGUUUUUCGGACGAGAAUCAUAUCAAACGUGCUCCAUACGAUUACAUUCCAUUCAGUGCUGGCUCCAGAAACUGUAUCGGUCAGAAGUAUGCGCUGCUAGAGAUGAAAGUUACCAUCGUGAAGCUGUUGGCAAGUUACCGUAUACUGCCCGGAGAGUCCAUCGAUCAAGUACGCUACAAGGCCGAUCUUGUCAUCCGUGCCGAGGGUGGGAUACCGGUGAAGCUCACCAAAAGAAAUUAACUUGAGGAAUACUUCAUUAACAAACUAACGUCGUCGUCUAAUC
Anopheles maculipalpis is the source of this 1577-nucleotide messenger RNA. RefSeq names its product cytochrome P450 4d1-like. The transcript is spliced from 4 exons. Gene Ontology annotation, molecular function: oxidoreductase activity, acting on paired donors, with incorporation or reduction of molecular oxygen; iron ion binding; heme binding. The record is from RefSeq and is a predicted model, not a curated record. Lineage: Eukaryota; Metazoa; Arthropoda; Insecta; Diptera; Culicidae. Bases 35 to 1534 code for a protein of 499 amino acids.